AUUAGGUCAGCGGUGACCACUAUAUUAACUCCGUUUGGUCUCACUCUUACUCAAAAUACAUCGAGUGUUUGACGGUUUCUAAACAAAUUUUACAGACAUUUAAACAUUUCUUUUGAAGAACCACCUACAGCCAUGGCACCAAUUCUUCUCAACUGUAUGGGAAGUGAGCACAAGGACUACAUCAAACAACAGGUUCAAGUAAAAAAUCCUUAUUUGGACUCGAUGGAAGAGGACAUUCUGUACCACCUCAGCUUGAGCACAAAGACUCACAACCUUCCAGAAAUGUUUGGUGAUAUUAAGUUUGUGUGUGUGGGUGGCAGUGCGAAUCGAAUGAAGGCUUUUGCCCAAUUCAUGCACCAGGAGCUGAACCUACCAGGAAGCCCAGAAGAUAUCACAGAUAUCUGUGAGGGGACCGACCGCUACUGCAUGUACAAAGUUGGACCAGUGCUCUCCAUAAGUCAUGGAAUGGGUGUCCCUUCCAUCUCCAUCAUGCUUCACGAGCUCAUCAAACUGCUUCAUCAUGCCCAGUGCCGUGAUGUUGUUUUGUUUCGCUUGGGAACAUCCGGUGGAGUCGGUCUGGCUCCAGGCACGGUCGUAAUCACUGAAAAAGCAGUGGACUACUCUUUCCGCCCUCAGUUUGAACAAGUUGUUCUGGGUAAAGUUAUCACUCGGAGUACAGAGCUGGAUGAAGGCGUUGCUAAGGAUCUUCUGCAAUGCUCCUCCGAGUUGCAAAACUUUCCAUCUGUUAUUGGAAACACCAUGUGCACCCACGACUUCUAUGAAGGCCAAGGCAGGCUUGAUGGAGCUCUCUGCUCUUUUUCUCACGAGGAAAAACUGGAGUAUCUUAGGAAAGCCUACGAGGCUGGAGUGAGGAAUAUCGAGAUGGAGUCCACCGUAUUUGCUGCCAUGUGCCGAGUCUGUGGGCUAAAAGCGGCUGUGGUGUGUGUUGUGUUGCUGAACCGCUUCGAGGGCGACCAGAUCACCUCGCCACAUGAUGUUCUGGUGGAGUACCAGCAGAGACCUCAAGUCCUGGUUUCCCACUAUAUCAAGAAACGCUUGGGACUCAUCGCCUGAAUUCUUUGCCCCUCCUAACAGCUGUAUAGAGCUUUGACUACCAUGUAGAUAUGUACAUACAUGUACUGUACCUAAUGUUAAUAGUCGGAUUAGACAAAUAUUUAAGUUUUUUAUGAUUUGAUUGAACUUUGAACAGUAUUUCUUUUACAUCUAUUUAAGUGUGUGUUGUAUCUUUUCAUAUUAAAUUAAUUGGUAUUUAUGUAAGAUAACACAAGUCUUUGCAAUGAUGUGUUCUGUGUGCUUAUUUUCAUAA
This is a messenger RNA of Cyprinodon variegatus (sheepshead minnow), 1327 nucleotides long. It is a transcript of the gene upp2, whose product is annotated as uridine phosphorylase 2. Gene Ontology annotation, cellular component: cytoplasm; cytosol. Lineage: Eukaryota; Metazoa; Chordata; Actinopteri; Cyprinodontiformes; Cyprinodontidae. The record is from RefSeq and is a predicted model, not a curated record. Bases 133 to 1074 code for a protein of 313 amino acids. Gene Ontology annotation, biological process: nucleotide catabolic process; uridine catabolic process. Gene Ontology annotation, molecular function: uridine phosphorylase activity. The transcript has 7 exons.